GAUUUGAACUCGUCUAUCUAGAGUCCUCCGACGCGUGGUCGCGUGGAGUUCGUGUGGCUUUGUGAAAAAUAAUUGAUCUGGACACGUGCAGAGGUUUCUGCUUUCAUCAUUAAAGACAAAAUGUCUAAGCAAGAAGGAGAUAAAGGUUAUAAUGAUCCCUCUGAACCGUCGACCAGUAGUGGGUAUCGCAGGUCUAAACCGUAUGAAAGAGGCUCGUCAGAGUCAUCGGGCUAUCAUCAUCGAAGAGGAUCAAUAAAAGGCGCCUACUAUGACGAUUAUGCAGUUCCAUCUACAUCCAAACAAGUUCCAAUGGAAGUUUCGAUUAAAACCGAAGUUAAAACCGAAGUUAAAACCGAAGUUAAAAUCGAAGUUGAAACCGAAAGUGAAGUUGAAAUGAAAAGUGUAAAAGCUGAACAGAAGACAAGUUCUCGACGUAAAUUGGAACCUGUUUUUGUUACUAGACCCAGUACCUUAAUCUCUAAAAAAGGUAAAUGCGGUAGACCAAUAAUUCUUCGUUCAAAUCACUUCAGACUACCUACGGUACCCAAUUGGUGUCUGUAUCAAUACAGAGUAGAUUUCGAACCCGAUGAAAGUCGUACUUUUAUUCGUAAAGGCAUGCUUAAACUUCAUACAGAUAAAAUUGGUCCAUAUAUCUUCGAUGGUACUAUCCUGUACUCGAGUAGCCGUCUACCAGAUAAAAUAGAGCUAGCAUCAAUAAGGAAGUCAGAUAAUGAACCUUUCAAAGUAACUAUAUAUAUAGUUGGGAAAAUGAUGCCGGAUAAUGCACAUUAUAAUGUCAUUUUUAACAUAAUAAUGAGGAAAUGUUUGGAGUCUUUAAAAUUGCAAUUGGUGGGCCGCGAUUACUAUGAUGCUAAAAAUAAAUUUAGUGUACAUCAAUUUCGUUUGGAAUUGUGGCCCGGUUAUGUUACAUCUAUAAGACAGCACGAACACAACAUUUUAUUAAAUGCCGAAAUAACGCAUAAAGUAAUGCGUCAAGAAACUCUGUAUCAUAUAUUGAUGGAUUGCUACAAACGUAGUAAUAAUUAUAAAACAGAAUUUUGCAAUAGUGUGAUAGGGAUUAUGGUACUUACGGACUACAAUAAUCACACUUACCGAAUUGAAGACGUAGAUUUUGAAACGACUCCUUCUUCGACAUUUCCAAUGAAAGAUGGAAGCCAAAUAUCUUAUCAAGACUAUUAUAAAAAUAAAUACAGAAUACAAAUUUCAAGUCCCACGCAACCUAUGUUGGUGACAAGAAGCAAACCGAGACAACGAAAUGCCGGGCAAGGAGAUUUAGUUUAUUUAGUUCCUGAACUUUGCCGUGCUACAGGUUUAACUGAUAGCAUGAAAGAAAACUUUCAUUUAAUGAAAGCUUUAGCAGUACAUACUUGCAUUUCACCUAACGCCCGUAUAGAUAAACUUAUACGGUUUAAUAGUAGACUUCGUCAGGAACCAAAAGUUUUACAAGAAUUGAAAGAUUGGAAUAUGGCGAUAGACAAGAAUUUAUUAGAAUUUCCUGGUCGCAUAUUAAGCUCAGAAACACUUUUAUUUGGCAAUAAUAGACGCAUAAGUAGUAGUAUGACAGGAGAUUGGACUAGGGACAUGCAAAGAGCAAGUUUAUAUACAUGUAAGGAGUUGAGGCAUUGGAUAGUAUUUGGAAGUAAUCGAGACUAUCGUGCUAUAGAAAAUUUUCUAGGUUUGAUAAACACAGUAUCAUAUGGAUUAGCAUUCAAAGUUGGAAAGCCGCAAAUAGUACCCAUACAUGAUGAUAAGGCAGGUACAUAUGUUGAAAAUCUUGAAUACGUUCUUAGUAAAAGUGUGCCAGAUUUGGUAUUCUGCGUAGUGAGCAAUAAUCGCAGUGAUCGUUAUGCAGCUAUUAAGAAAUUCUGCUGCAUAGAUAGACCUGUGCCGUCACAGGUUAUUUUACAAAAAAAUUUGUGUGGUAAAAACGCCAUGACUAUUGCUACGAAAGUAGCAAUACAAAUGAAUUGUAAAUUAGGCGGAGCACCUUGGACUAUGGAAAACCCAUUAAAAGGAUUAAUGGUCAUAGGAUUCGAUAUAUGCCGUGACUCAAACACUAAGGGCAAAGAUUUUCUGUCUAUGGUGGCAACUGUGGAUCAAUCGCUGACAAGAUAUUUCAGCUCUAUUACUUUAUUUCACAGUCACGAGGAUCUCGGUGACCAACUUUGCGCAAGUGUAAAAAAAGCUAUUUUGGCUUAUAAAGAAAGAACUAGUGCUUUACCUAUACAUCUUAUAAUUUAUCGAGAUGGUGUUAGCGAAGGUCAAAUUAGACAAGUUUACGAAAAUGAAGUGCAAAAACUUGAAAAGGCGCUUGAGAAGAUGUAUUAUGGUCCUAAUUUUAAGAUGAUUUUUAUUAUUGUUACUAAAAAAAUUAACGUUCGGUUAUUUGAUUCAAACGGUCGUAAUGGUAAUCCACAAACCGGGACUGUAGUUGAUGAUGUAAUCACCGAUCCGCUAAGAUAUGAUUUUUUUCUUGUAUCGCAACAGGUUAGACAGGGUACAGUUUCACCUACUUCAUAUAAUGUGAUUUUUGACAAUACCGGAUUACAAGCAGAAAUGGUUCAAGUUGUUACAUAUAAAUUAACCCACAUGUACUACAAUUGCUCAUCUACUGUUAGAGUGCCAGCGCCCUGUCAUUAUGCGCACAAAUUAUCGUUUUUAGUAGGACGAUUUUUACAUCGGCCUCCAAGUUCACAGCUGGAGAAACAACUAUUUUUCUUGUAA
Cyphomyrmex costatus is the source of this 2745-nucleotide messenger RNA. RefSeq names its product protein aubergine-like. Gene Ontology annotation, molecular function: protein binding; RNA binding. NCBI's taxonomy places the organism in Eukaryota, Metazoa, Arthropoda, Insecta, Hymenoptera, Formicidae. The transcript is spliced from 12 exons. The coding region runs from base 121 to 2745 and encodes 874 amino acids. The record is from RefSeq and is a predicted model, not a curated record.